AAUAAAUCAAAUCGUGGUUAAAGUUAAUUUUUUUUUAUAGAAAUACGUUUACUACUUGGCACAAUGAAACCUUCAAACAUAAAAUCCAUAUCGGUUGUGAUUUUUUUGGAUGUGACUCUUGUUUUUUCGAACGCGAUAUUUGCGCAAGAUGAUUUGACAAUGUAUGAACCGUUACCGGGCGAAAUUCCCUCUCUCAUAUCCCUAAUGUCCAAGUUAGACGACAACCGCAACUGCGUAGGGGUUCUGAUUACUCGUUGGCACACGAUGACCUCUUGCAGUUGCUUGAUCGCUCCGACCCAAGCAAUCAAGGAGAGCAAGCAUGUACCGGACAGAUAUAUUCUCGUCGCUGGUAUCACGACCAUCGUCAAUGUAAAAGCAAAGGGUCAGAUAAGAAAAAUCAAGUUAUUUGUUAUACAUCCAGACUGCGAAAAAGACGGAAAAUUGGUCAAGUACGACAUAGGAAUUGCUGUUUCAGAAAGACCUUUCGAUUUAGGAAAAUAUGUGCACACUGUCAAAAUUCCGUUUACAUUGGAGGCCCACAAACAAUCCCAAUUCUUCAACUCCAUGUUAUCUCAAAGAAAAUCUGCAACUGCAACCCUGGUGUCUUGGUACAAAGCUAAUAAUAAAAAUCCGAGCCUGGUAUUCGUUCGGAUGAACGUUGACCAAUACAGUGCAGUGUGCAAAAAUUACACCGAAAGAACAAACAUUUUCAGAGCACGAAGGCGAAGAACACAGAUACACGUGUGUCAAUUUCCAAACGGAGUUUUGCCCAAACUUUGACGAAGCCGCAAUAUUUUCAGAUGACCACGUGUUUUUCGGCGUGGUUACAGGGAUAAAAGAACGUAUUUGUCGCAACAAUCCCAUUUUCUUUACUAACAUAGACACGACACUGGAAUGGAUCGUUCAUAUUGUAGGCAAAGGAAAUGUACCGGAAUUUAAACCUUCCAUAAUUCUUCUGGUCAUAUUGUUAUAUUCUUUCGUCCUAAAUAAACAAAUCAAUAUUUGAAA
Cimex lectularius (bed bug) is the source of this 1008-nucleotide messenger RNA. RefSeq lists its product as uncharacterized. NCBI's taxonomy places the organism in Eukaryota, Metazoa, Arthropoda, Insecta, Hemiptera, Cimicidae. The record is from RefSeq and is a predicted model, not a curated record. The transcript has 3 exons. Gene Ontology annotation, biological process: proteolysis. Bases 64 to 780 code for a protein of 238 amino acids. Gene Ontology annotation, molecular function: serine-type endopeptidase activity.